GUGUGACGUCGGUGGCAGAUCGAAGCAAACAGACAAACUUCAACAACAGCUAACGCAGUGAGUCCAACUGUUCCUUUCUUUCACACCAAAACUUUCUUCAACUACUCUCUCUCUCUUCUUUCUCUCUCUAAAUCACAACAAUGGCUAACUUUAUGUGGACUCCUGUUCUCUGCAUUCUCUUCAUUUCAGCUUCUUCUUCUGCUCUUCAAAAUAAAGUGACAAAUAACCCUGCUGAUGAGCUAGUGUCUUCGAUCAACAAUAACAGAACUGCAAGCAAGUCAUCAUCCUUGUACAGCAACCCUGGUCUAGCAUGCCUUGCUCUCCAAUACAUUAAAGCAUACAAAGGAGACUGUAGCUCUGUGGGCGGAACAAACGCCAAAAGACCAGCCGACUCUGAAUUUACCGAAUCUUUUGCCCCCAACUGUGGAGUAGAGGUCUCAACCCUUUCUCCAAUCACAGGCCGCCUACUCGCAUGUCAGUCCAAAUACGUGGAGCCCAGUGUGGCAUUUUCCGAUAUUCUGAUGAAAAAUGCAAGGAGCGUCGAAAUUGUUCAGAGCAAGAACCACUCUGAGGUGGGGGCUGCAGUUAGUGGCUCGGAUGGGGGCGGCCCCUAUUUUUGGUGCGUGCUGUUUAGCAACGGGAAAUCGAACAACAGUUUUGUCUUGGAAGGAAAUGUUACCAAGAUAAGCCGGCCAGGAUGUUUCAGCGGUGCUAAUGAUGAAUGUAGCGGUGCUGUUGCUUUGUUCAGAAGUUUUCGGCUUUGGUCGAUUGGAGUAACAGGUUUGGUUAUUGCACUGGCUUUGUGAAUUUGAUGUCUUGGUUUAUAAUUGGUUGUCUAUUUCAGCUUUUUUUAAUUUUAUUUUCUUGGACUUUUCUUUGAUUUCGGAAGCCUCUAUCGGUUUGAUUUAUUCGGUCUUGA
This is a messenger RNA of Erythranthe guttata (spotted monkey flower), 919 nucleotides long. RefSeq lists its product as uncharacterized. The record is from RefSeq and is a predicted model, not a curated record. Lineage: Eukaryota; Viridiplantae; Streptophyta; Magnoliopsida; Lamiales; Phrymaceae.